Pyrenophora tritici-repentis Pt-1C-BFP is the source of this 4080-nucleotide messenger RNA. Its product is annotated as Ca2+-dependent lipid-binding protein, contains C2 domain protein. The record is from RefSeq and is a predicted model, not a curated record. NCBI's taxonomy places the organism in Eukaryota, Fungi, Ascomycota, Dothideomycetes, Pleosporales, Pleosporaceae.
AUGGAGGGCACCCGGGGGAGCAACCGUCGCAUAAACAGCCUUGCUUCGCGAGAGGGUCUGCAACGCCAGGGCUCCGCGACCGCCCGUGGGAAGCGCCCCGUAUCCGCCCAAGAUGCCUACCUCUACGCCCUCCGCGUGGCAUAUCUGGCAUAUCUGCUCCAGCCUCGCCAGAAGCGAGUUCAGCAUGUGCCUGCCGCGCCCAAGCAAGUCCAGCGGUCCUCGACGUCCAUCAACGACCUCAUGAAGGACUUCUCUCUAAUAAGAGAUUCCAAGAGCACCCGCUUCCCUCGCGACUUCAUGGCCGCCCUCGAUAAGCGGAUAACAAAGGUGCUGAUGGGCACAGAGCGCAUGCCUGAGUUUCAGGAUGCCACGGUCAAGCGGACGUUUGCCGUCUUCUUGAACGCCUUCAAGGAUCCGUCUUUUAGGAAGAACAUGGACAAGGACAGGAGAGUUGAGGAUUUGCUCUUGAUCUUCUACUCAAACGCCACAAAGGAGCUGGGCAAAGGCAAGGCGCCAGGAGACGACAGUUGGAAGCUCAUGGUGGACCGACAUGUUGCUCUCUUCCUACGACUCGUUAGCUCUAUCCUCGUGCACUACGAUUGGGCCAAGGACCGCCCAGAACUCGCCCAUCGACUGGCCACCAUGGAAAAGAAGCUUUUGGUACAUGAUCAGGAUCUAGCAGCCGAGAAUCAGCGUAAUGGCGGGUCGGGAGGCAAAACAGUCGAAGUGGAAGUCCCAAGAAGCUAUGAGGUCAAAGAUAUGCCACUGGUCCUGGUGGUGUCACGCAUCUUUGCUGUUGGGUACUCCGACGUGCAAGCCGAUAUCGAUCGAUAUAAGGCUGUAUGGACUGAAAAGGCUGCUUUGCAGGAUCUCAAGACCUAUCAGGCACAUCUGAGUCUCAUGACAAAGAAGACGCUCAACAGCGACGACUUUGAUACCGAAGAGGCUUAUGAGGCGUGGAAGAAUCAAGAAAUACCAGACCUCUCGCAGAUGAUUCUAGCCAUCAUCCAGUCCAACCCGGAACUUGCAAAGAGUUCUCCCGGGUCUGUACCACAAUUCAGGCCAAAGUCAACUUUGGACCCCCUCUCUAGUGGAUCCAGGCAGGGUUCUGUGUCCUCUGAGAACAGCUACGUCAUUGACCAGCCCGUGGACAUGAGCGGGCUCAACAUCUCAGACGACCCAAAUGACACGUCGUCAUAUACCUUUAUACCCACAGAUCCACGUGCCACGUACCGUGCGAUCCUGAAAGAAGCAUUGACGUACGACUUGGCGGAUACCGAACUUGAACCAAGCGAGGCAACUAGCGAGGACCCGCCUGUCAAGCUACUGUCAAAGCACUCGGCCGAACUCUUGAACGAGAUAGCCGUCAGGUGGCGGAUUCCUCAGUUUUCGCGUCUUGUAUUGUUCCUGGAUGUCAUCCGCGACAAGUACAUUGACCAAGAAAUCAGUCUAGAUACUCUCGACGCAGCCUUUAACUACGUCAAGGAGCCCCCGCCAGUAGACACCAAGUCACGUCGAAUGAGUCAAAUCCCAGUACAAGAAUCCUUGUUUGAUCGGUCCAAGUGGACAAUUCAGGACUAUGCACUUAAUCAGCAGAUCUUGCUAGCGUUACACGACUGCUUGUUGCGUGAACUGUAUGAGCUGAUGAUGUGCGUGUACGACCCCAAACCGCCUGGGCUCGGGCCAGUCAUGUACAUACUCGAGAGCCACAUCUACGACGAUCCCACGUUUCCUGGCACAGAGGAAGACAUGGACAAGUUCACUGAGCAAUUACGCCAGGGCUUGAGACAGAAGGCUGGUGAAGUGUAUCGUGAGCUUCUCGCAAAGCAUAUCCCCGACACCAAAGAAGAGUGGGAAUUCUUCCAUGUUAUCGAGCUUGGACGCGCCGUGGUUAAGCUCUGCGAGCGUAUACAGAAGCGGUAUCGGAAGAACCCUGAAGUCAUGGGCGCUAGCCCUAUGAUGUGUCUUGUGGAGAAGAUGUUUCCUGCGUAUGCUGCCGAUGCGCGAGACCUGGUUGCGCGGAUUAUGGAUGUUGCGCAUAGCAAGGGAGAAGAUGUGCCAGUACAAGAUGGAUUCGACUUGUACAAGGAGCUUGUCGAGAUUCGUCGCAUACACAGCGAUGCUCUACCAGACAAGAGCUUUGCAUUUAGCAUUGAAGAUCAGCUACAGGACUUUGUCUGGAGAUGGAUUCAAAUGACAGACCAAAACUUGAUUGGGUGGGUCGAGAACGCCUUCAAGGCAGACCAGUUCCAGAUUGAGUCGCAGAAUCCCAUUCCUAUGGACGAUGAGCGCCACAGCGUCUCAGUUGUGGACAUUUUCCGGUCGUUCAAUCAGAGUAUCGAGCAGAUUGUUGCCCUGAACUGGGAUAACGACGUUCAAUACGCUAAGUUUAUGACAGCCGUGUCAAAAUCGAUUGGUAUCGCACUUGCAAGAUACUGCGAGCUUGUGGAGCAAAAGUUCGCCAAAGAGAUGGACCGCCUUACGCCCGAGCAGGAAGCUGCUGCUAAUCAAACAAGACAAGAGAAGUGGUUGUCUACGGUCAAGGACUUUUACAGCCAAAAGGAGAAUGUCGAGCCGUUCCAGUUUUACCCAGAAUCCCUUGUCAAACUCAACAACAUCGAGUAUGCAAUGCAGCAAUUAGAUAAGCUCGAGCGCGAAAUUGGUGUAGACGCUUGUGCAGAGGUUAUCCAAAAAUACUCUCCGCCACCAGCUCAACGCCCGCGAAACAACAACUUUGUCUUUACCAUCAAGAUCAUCGAGGCUGAAGACCUGAAGGCGUGCGAUAUGAAUGGACUCAGUGAUCCUUAUGUUGUUCUGGGUGAUGAGUACCAAAAGCGUCUGGCAAAGACUCGGGUAGUCUAUCGCAACCUGAACCCACGCUGGGAUGAGACAAUCGACAUUACCACCAACGGUCCGCUCAACGUGGUUGCCACGAUUUGGGAUUGGGAUGCCAUGGGUGAUCAUGACUGUGUUGGUCGUACAUCACUCAAGUUAGACCCAUCGCACUUCCGAGACUACAUGCCCCGCGAGUACUGGCUCGAUCUGGAUACACAAGGUCGCCUGCUGCUGCGUGUGAGUAUGGAGGGAGAGCGAGACGACAUCCAAUUCUACUUUGGCAAGUCAUUCAGAACACUUAAGAGGACUGAGCGUGACAUGACACGGAAGAUUACGGACAAGCUCUCAUCCUUUAUUGGAUACAAGCUCUCUCGCCGGUCGCUUGAUGCCCUGCUCAACAAGGGUGUUGCCUCAAAAGUAACGAAUUACUUGGGCAACUUCCGAUCCGCUCGACCCAUGUCGGUUGUCCAAGGUCCUACACAGCACGACAUCGCGUCGGCACUUGGUCCUUUGUUCACCUACUUUGACGAGAACUUUGCCAUCAUGAAGCAAACACUGACUGAUGCUGCCAUGAUCAUGGUCAUGACGAGAUUGUGGAAAGAGGCCUUGGCAACAAUAGAGUCCCUACUUGUACCACCACUUUCCGACAAGCUAUCACAACAGCGCCCGUUGACUCAACAAGAGCUCGACAUCGUUUUCAAGUGGUUGAAGAUGUUGUUCGACUUCUUCCACGCAGUUGAUGAGGACGGUAACGUUGAGGGUGUACCCAUGGACGUUCUCAAGUCGCCGAAAUACCACGAGCUCCAAAACCUAAACUUCUUCUACUUUGAGGCGACGGAAGAUCUCAUCCGCACAUCUGAAUCCAUGGCUGCAGCCAGCGCACGAAGACAACAAGAGCAGACACAACGGUUGAACCGCAUGUCUGCACCACCCACCAUGGGUCAUCAAUUCGGUGGUGCUGCGGGACUUGUUGGUAUGCCGACUAGAAAACACAAGACUGUCAUGCUGUCACGUAACCUGGGUACAAUGAAGAAGGCCAAGGAAGAGAAGAGAAAAGAAGCACAGGCCGAACCCAAUGACGAUAUGAUAUUGCGUAUAUUGAGAAUGAGGCCCGAGGCGGAACGCUACCUCAAGGAUCGAAGUAGACAAAAGGAACGUCUUGCCGCCGCCCAAGCCGCAGAAAUGAUAGUCCGCCAAAGUCUCAACUCUGGCGGUGGACGUAUGACAGGCCCGUCGAGACGUUAA